CGAUUCCUCUCAUCGAGCUAAAGAGAUCAUUGACUUUAUUUAUUACAACUUUAUUAUUAAAAAUGAAGAAAAUUACAAUUCUUGGGGCAAAUACACUUUUGGGACAACAUAUAGUUAGGGUGAUUGACAACGUUUUUUCUGAUAUUGACAAAACUCUUUGGAACUAUAAUUACAAACUUAAUGGAUUAAAAGAAGCAAUUGAAGGCUCGGAAAUGGUUUUUAAAUUUAAAUUAUUUUUAAGUUAA
Messenger RNA from Meloidogyne enterolobii, 245 nucleotides. NCBI's taxonomy places the organism in Eukaryota, Metazoa, Nematoda, Chromadorea, Rhabditida, Meloidogynidae. The record is from the annotation of a GenBank genome assembly.